AUGUGUCGUGGAGAUGCCAACGAGUGGCACGCAUCUACCGCUGGAGCCCUUGCAGUUUGGGGCGUGUGUCGUCUUGGACCUUCUGAACUUUGGAAUGCGGAUGAUCUCAACAACUGGAGCCUUUACAGUUCCGCCAUUCUCUUUGAGUUCUACGAACUUUACAACACGAAUAAAUCCAUUUCAAUUAGACUUUGGUUGUUUAAAGUGAUAAGCACCGACGUUUACCGAAACGAGGGCAGUUAUGAGUGGUGCUGGAAUAACUAUAUGCACGAGAUGAGUGGAUUUUCGAAGUCCACUUAA
Molecule: messenger RNA, 300 nt
Organism: Mesocestoides corti
Lineage: Eukaryota; Metazoa; Platyhelminthes; Cestoda; Cyclophyllidea; Mesocestoididae
Source: the annotation of a GenBank genome assembly